Messenger RNA from Salpingoeca rosetta, 1392 nucleotides. RefSeq names its product GIY-YIG domain-containing protein 1. NCBI's taxonomy places the organism in Eukaryota, Choanoflagellata, Craspedida, Salpingoecidae. Gene Ontology annotation, molecular function: crossover junction DNA endonuclease activity; 5'-flap endonuclease activity. Gene Ontology annotation, biological process: double-strand break repair via homologous recombination. The record is from RefSeq and is a predicted model, not a curated record. The transcript is spliced from 2 exons. Gene Ontology annotation, cellular component: Slx1-Slx4 complex. The coding region runs from base 28 to 1182 and encodes 384 amino acids.
CACACACACACACACACACACACAAACAUGGAUGGCAUUGAUCAAGAGGAGUUCGACGAUAGCAGUCGUGGUGGCAGUGAAGAUGAGGAGAAUGAAGGUGAAGAUGAUGAGGAGCUGCAGCCAACUCAAAUCUCACAGACAACCGCAACGCAGAGCACACGCGAACAGCAACAACAGCAGCCACCUUUCUUCUGCUGCUACCUGCUCACGGGGACACAGCCAAGAACACGCAAGCGCACGUACAUUGGGUUCUCCGUGGAUCCCCGGCGACGCUUGCGGCAGCACAACGGCGAAGUGAAAGGCGGCGCCCGCAGGACGGCGCGCUGCAAAGGGUCCUGGAAGAUGGUGCUGUUUGUGUUCGGGUUUCCUUCCAAGGUUGCCGCGCUGCGCUUCGAGUGGGCAUGGCAGCAUCCGUGGCUGUCGCGGUGCCUGAAAGAUGCUCGCGCCAAGGAGGAAGGAAGCCAGGCGGCAGCAGGAAAGCGAGUGCGCCGAAACAGCCCGCAGCAGCUGCCGCAGGCCCUCGCCACCGUCAUGACCAUGCUGAACACGCCACCGUGGCAGUCACUUCCCCUCCACCUCUGCUGGCUCGACGCAGAUGUUGAGUCAUGGUGGCAACAGCAACGUCAAAAGCAGCAAGGAGCGCGCUCGCGCACAAAGGCCACGGCGGCAUCGCAGCAGGCGGCACACCCGUCCAUACCACAGCACAUGGCGCAGUUCUCGCUGCCCGGUGGCUGGGAAAACGUGGCCAGUCGGUCGCUUGACGACCUGUUCCUGUACGCGGGCGGAACGCGGGAGCGGCGGCCGGUUGUGGAUGCGCACCAGCACGAAGUCCAUGAGCAGCCCGCCUCGACAGAGCAGUGCUGUGUGUGUCGUGAAGCGAUGGCACCAGCAGACUCGCAUGUCGAGAAUCAUGUCACGCUCCGUUGCAUGGCGCCAUCGUGUUCGAUGGUCGCACACCCAAUAUGCCUUGCGAGCGCACACAGCAAGACCCGCCAGCCAGGUCCCGUGUCCUUGGUGCCUGUGGAGGUGGCGUGUCCCGUGUGCGAGUGUCGUCUGCCAUGGGGCGAGCUGGUCCGAAACGCCCACCGCCGCCUCUCGCAGAUCUCCUUUGCCGAGGACACAUGGAUACACGCUGUGCCUUCCUCGCAAACACAGGAUUUGUUCUCAAAAUGGAUGACAUGACCCUUGCGUGGUCGUGUGUUUCGUGCGUUGAGCGCAUGCACAUUUGCUUGUCUGCGUGUGCGCGCGCGCGUGUGUGGUCGUGUGUACAUCUGUGUGCUUGUGCGAUUGCUGAUCUAAUUGGGAUAGCAGAGUAUGCUUGCGAGAGUGCACAUGGGUGUGUAAUUGAGCCGCGCCUUUUGAGGGCGAUAAUAAAUGACGUUUACAACCGCA